UUCCGAACAACGACGCAUCAUAACAUCGCAUCACUGCAGCACCUAACCUCGAAUGCGCGAUCAGGUGUAACCGAAGCAAUGGUUGAGAGCAUAUGAGCACAUAUUAAAUUUCUUCAGAAGUAAAAUAAAAAAGUACUAAAAUAAAAUGCAAGGCCUAGUUCCAAGAUGGGCGGAUAUUCGCGUGCUUCCCUUCCGUAUGACUACCUCGCAAAAGGUUGUUUUUUUCUCGCUCACCGCUGGCGUAGCUUUACUUGGCGUGCUUGCGCGGUUCUUACGACGUCGAAAACCGCCACGCCCGCCCCGUCGAACACGCAAAUACACGGGUCGACGUGCGCGAAAUAGCAUGCGUAGCCCCAAUGAUUUGAUAUCCAUAGCUGGUUCAAAAGCAUCUGCACGUUCCGGCAGUCCUCCGGGUUCUACUGUCGCCUAUUCGGAUCGCAUGUCCAUGGCAUCCGGAUCUAUAGGCGUUGGCGCACUUUUAUCCGCUGCACAAAGUCAAACAGGUGCAAUAGUUCUACACUUAACCGCCCAGCAACUCGGCGUGAUGGGAAUGGAAGCAUUGGACACAGUAAUAAAUUAUUGGGAGGAUGCGCUAGCGGCACACAAUUCACCAGGUGGUGUUCCCGCUUUGCUAACCACUGCUGAGGAAUCUGAGUUUUGUCGUGAAAUACAAAAUCUACUUGAUAUGGCCUACACAUUACAAGAACAAAGUGAAUUACUAUUCUUGGACCAACGCUCGGUACUAUUUCGGGAUGAACCAUCCAUUGAUGAGUUAGAGGAGGAUGGUAUGGGUCAUGCGCUCGAGGACGGUAACGAAGAGGAUAGACAUUCGCACAGAUCGUUGAUGAGUCGCACAGGUUCUGAUCCAAAUUUCGAUUCAGCUGAAAGCUAUGCCUCGGCGCUAGAUCAAGUUGCAGAUAUGCGUGAUUUUGAGGAAUUUGUGGACACAUCUUAUGAACAAUAUCCAUUGUACAAUGCGGCGCUCAAACAUCACGAAGAAACGCCUAUUCCUUACCGUACUAUUCGCGCUGACCUGGUGCACUGUUCGAGUGAUACAGAAUAUCUGGUUAAACUGCAUUGUGUACGCUUGGCAUUUCAAUAUUUAUUCAAAGAUCCCUCAAUCGGCCAAUGGGUUUGCGAUACGGGUCGCCAAAUACUCACCGAUCUGCUCUGUCUAGGCGAUAAAGAUACCAAAGAGUUUCUGGUGGGCUACGAGGAUAUGAUCAACUAUUUGCAGAAUCCUAAUAAUUGGGAUGAAAUACAAAAAGAAUUGGAAGCGCGUAAUGUGAAAGCAAUGACUUUUUAUGACAUUUGCCUCGACUUUAUUGUGUUGGACUCAUUUAGGGAUUUAGACGCACCACCCGCAAGCGUUACAGCGGUCGUACAAAAUCGAUUUCUUUCGAACGGAUUCAAAGAAAUGGUAAGCAGAACGAUGCAAU
Molecule: messenger RNA, 1439 nt
Organism: Rhagoletis zephyria (snowberry fruit fly)
Lineage: Eukaryota; Metazoa; Arthropoda; Insecta; Diptera; Tephritidae
Product: mitoguardin-like
Biological process (GO): mitochondrial fusion
Source: RefSeq, a predicted model, not a curated record